Molecule: messenger RNA, 1008 nt
Organism: Wickerhamiella sorbophila
Lineage: Eukaryota; Fungi; Ascomycota; Dipodascomycetes; Dipodascales; Trichomonascaceae
Product: Methyltransferase OMS1, mitochondrial
Exons: 1
Coding region: 1-1008 (335 amino acids)
Source: RefSeq, a predicted model, not a curated record
AUGUUCAGGAUAUUUGGACGUAGUGGAGCAAGUUUCGCAGUCAGGUUCGGCCAGUUUUGGGCCUUAAAUGCUCGGCCGCGAAAUUUUGUGCAACCCAGGGGGUUUGCAACAAGUCAGAUGCUCAGACAAAAGCCAAAGUCGUCGUUCUCAGUGUCGCAGCUCCUGAAAGACAUCAACAGUGAUCCGAAAAAGCGCAAGAUAUUAGCAAUCUCGCUGUUUACUUUAUACUUUUUAAGCGGCAUAGCUGGGUUCCGUUAUCUCAGCGAUACAAAAUACAAGGCUACUGGCGACGAAAACCCCUACAAGAAAGUUGAUUCCGAGGGUAACAUCAUCGACGCAGCCGAAAUCAAGGUUAUUGAGGGCCACGAUACCACUCCUGUAUAUAACCGGUUAGCCCGAGAGUAUGACGAUAAGAUUUGGCUCGAAGAAAUCACCUCGUACAUCUGGUAUAUGCGCCGCAAGCUCAUGAAGUAUGUCAAGGGUGAUGCACUCGAGGUGUCUUGUGGGACUGGACGAAAUCUCAAGUACCUGAACCCAAAGAAGGUCAGCAGUAUUACCUUUUUGGACAGCUCCUUGCCAAUGCUUGAGGUCACGCAGGAGAAGUUCGCCCAGAAGUUUGCCAAUUUCGAAAAUGUUCAGUUUGUGCAGGGCAGAGCAGAGAAUCUUGUCGACCUGACGGCCAAAUCUCAUCAAAAAUUUGACACGGUCUACGAGUCCUUCGGCCUAUGUUCCCACGAGGACCCCAAUAAGGCCCUCGACAACAUGAAAAAGCUUGUCAGGCCUGGAGGGCGGAUUGUUCUGCUGGAACAUGGACGAGGCUACUUUGAGAGUAUGAACGAACGAAUGGACCGCCAAGCCGCCUCCCGUGCUGAAGAAUGGGGAUGCCGCUGGAAUCUGGAUAUUGGCAAAAUCGUAGCAGAUUCCGGACUCGAGGUCGAGAAGGAAACCAGGUUCCAUUUUGGAACGAUCUUUUUCUACGUCCUCAAGGUGCCCAAAGAUCUUAAGUAG